AUGUUCUUACAAUUCUGCAUUCCGUCUCCUACUCAAACUUCUUAUACAUCUGAAUUCUUUUUGGAACUCGGUGUUGGAAUCGGUUGUGGCUGGUGUUCCAUUGUUGCGCGUCCAAUGACUAGGGAUCAAUUUCGGGAUGCUACGUUGGUUGUGGGUGAAUUAAAAUUGGCUAAGAAAGUGUGUGAGGGUGGAGAAAGUGUUGUUUAUUCGGAUGAGUUGGGUCGAGUUUUGACUGAGACGGUUGGUGGUAGAGGAGAGGAGUUGAGUCGGGUGGUAAAUUUGCAGGAAGCGGCAGUUCAUCCUGUUAAAGAUAGUGGAACUUCCAACUAUGAAUUACUUAACCUAAUGGAACAACUUGUAUUUCUCUUUUAG
This is a messenger RNA of Vicia faba (fava bean), 372 nucleotides long. The record is from the annotation of a GenBank genome assembly. NCBI's taxonomy places the organism in Eukaryota, Viridiplantae, Streptophyta, Magnoliopsida, Fabales, Fabaceae.